Plasmodium inui San Antonio 1 is the source of this 2754-nucleotide messenger RNA. RefSeq lists its product as hypothetical. The record is from RefSeq and is a predicted model, not a curated record. The transcript has a single exon. Lineage: Eukaryota; Apicomplexa; Aconoidasida; Haemosporida; Plasmodiidae. The coding region runs from base 1 to 2754 and encodes 917 amino acids.
AUGAAGGACGUGAAGCUGCUCCUGGAGAAGCUGCGAAUCAGCCGAGAAAAGGAGUUAGAGAGGGAGGUGAAGAUUUUUCUCGAGUUAAAGAGACUGAGCGAUGGCACCCCCAAGGGGGAUGAACAGAACGCAGUGGCGACUGAAAGGGAUGCAAACGGGGUGACUAACCCAAACGGGGUGAACAACUCAAUCGGAGGGAACAACUCAAUCGGAGCGGACACCCCCGACAGCUACGUCAACUACCUCAACUAUGUGAAGAAAAAAAUCAACAACGUAAGAAGGAAGACCGUGUUUGAAAAGAGCUAUUACAGAAACGUCCUCAAUUGCUAUGACCACAGUGAGCAUUACAAGGAAGUGAUAAAAUACACUGCCCAUGAAUUGCAAGUGACACCCCAAUCUGAAUUGAAGAAAGCGAUCCUGCAGAGAGAAAACCUCCUGACCUUCUACUAUGCCUACUUGGUUAGGAAGCAUUGCGAACGUAACUUUCUCAAAUGUGUACAUAACGAUUUUAUCCGAUCUCUGACUUACACUUAUUUGGAGAAAAACCUUUUUUUUAAUUUUUUGUCUGCCAAUCUGUGUGUCCUAUCCAGAUGCAUAAAGUGUGUGGAGGUGCUCUCGGAGGAGACUUCAAAUGAGAACCUUACUCAUUUGCUCAAUCAGUGCAGAGAUGUCAUUCUAGGUGUGUACAGAGAGUUGGCUACCUUGCGAGGAAAGGACAAACAAAUUGAGACGGCGCAGCUGGUCGUCGAUCCUAAAGAAAGUGACGAUGUGUUUAGCAGCUUAGUGAAAUACUUCCCCUUUUUGAAUGAACCCUCUGGGAAGAGCAGCGAGGGAGGAGAAAAUCGGCACGACGCCCAUAUGAAGGAUCUAUACGGGGUAUAUGCCUUUAUUUAUGUUUUCUCGAAUGUCUUCUACGUCAGCUCGCUGGCGGUUAGUAGGGCCAAGGUGGGGCGACACCUUCCCGUCACUGGGAUGCCAAACUGCUAUGCAGACAACCAGUUGAGCGGCAAUGUGGACAAAAACACGGACAUCCACUUCAGCAACCAUCUGAGUGGCGACCUGCACCGCUUCGCCAUGUACCGAAUGUGCAUCGAACAGUAUGCAAAGGGAGAUUUCAUGGAGCUGAACGAAACAAUGUUAUACUUCUUAUCAAGGGAGAGGAUGGCACAGAAAGGGGACAGCCGGGACAGCAACCACACGUGGGGCGACAUCCUGCACGAUUUGAACGCACUGAGGAAUGCGACCGCGCUGCAGAGCCAGUUUUUCGCUGCUAUAGCUGCCAAACCGAUUAUCGGCGACUCCCCAGUUCACUCGAACGUGAACGAUGCAGCAAGCGACCCCCCCCUGCUGCCCUGCAUCAACCACUUCUUCUACAUCGGCAUAGACUUCGACAAGACGAUAAUAAAAAAGGACUCCUAUUCAGCGUUUUUUAAAAUUUUGGAGAAAAACUAUUAUAAGGAGAGUGUAAGGCCUGGAAAGGACACUCUCACAGAAGAGGAGAUAUUCUUUUUCGAUAACUUCUCCUUGGACAAGAUGCAGAACAAACCGGAACCUACAACACAGGAGAGGAUUGAAUGGUUACACAAGAUGGGUCAGUGGUUUGUCCUUAAAGAAGUCGCCAUAUUAGAGGAACUAAAAAGAGACAGAGAAAACAGAGAAGAAGUUUAUUCAGAAUCGUAUUACUACUAUCUGAACCAAGUAGACAAGAUACACAUAACAUAUUCUAUGCUGCUAUCCUAUUACGAUAUGUUCAAGGAUGUCGACGUGGAUGUCUUGAACGGCCUAAUCAGUGAGCAUUACGAACGGUUCCAGCUGAAUGACUACUUUCUGGAGGUGUUUCUCCAUCUGCUCAAUCAUAAAAUGGAAAAUAAGGACUCCUUCUAUUUUGACAUUAUCACACUAAAUUUGAAGAAGCAGAUUUGCCUCUAUACCAUAAGGAACAAUUUGUUGAAGGUUAAGGAAGGGGAAGGAAUAACUCUUCCCCUGUCGCCGCCAUCACCGUGGAGCAAAGAGGGGGCGCCCUUUCAGAACCGGGAGGGAGCCGCCUCUCAGGAGGACUACUACCACACCUUUAAGAAGUACUUCCAUGUGUACUACUCCAAGACGCACACGUACGACAAGGGACAGCGUAAAUACACAGGGUCGUUCGAUUACAACCGACUGAAAAUCAAGCAUGGUGAGUACCAGCCCAGGAGGGAUGGUAAUGACGAUGGGGGAAAAAACCCCAACGGUGUGAUCGAAAAGGUUUCACUUUGCUCCUUUUACGAUAAGACAUUAAUCAAAACGAGGGUGUGUUCGCUGCUUCGCCACAUUAACCACAAACUAUCCGCCUUCAUCGGAGACAGCCUCAUAGACCUUGACGCCAUGCUGCACUCGGACAUCGCCAUCUUGGUGGGGCACAACGAGCUGCUAAUCAGUUUCUGCGAGAAGCAUAACAUCGUUAUUAAGCCCCUCGUGUGCGCAGCGGCUAAGAUUGAGCUCCUGACGCGCAGGAGGGGGGGCCUGACUACCAGCAUGAAUGGCGCGGAUAGAAGGAUCACUGAAGCCAGUACCAGCUUGAAUCGCGCCACUCCCAGCAGCAAUGAUGCUACGACCGACGUGACCCCUACCACCAAUUUCACCGCGAACAAAAUGGCGCCCCUCACCGAAGAGCGCGACGAGGAGCUAAACGACCUGUACGAUGAGAGGGAAAAGGUUAUUUACUCCACGGAGAGCUGGCUAGAGAUUGGCAUUUUCUUCUUCGGAGACGUCUAG